AUGAAAUCUCAAAGAAUAGCCUAUCGAGAGAGAAGUUCAAGUAGAUAAUCUCCUUUAUCCUUUCCAUUAAAGCCUUAAGAAAGGAUAAGUGAAACCUUGAUUGCUCAUCAUUUAAAUCUUCCCUUGAUAUCUUAAAAUUAAGUUGUUAGACAAGGGGAAAGAAAAUUUAGGCUGUUCUAACAUGACUUAGACUACAAUAAAGUUAAGACAUGUUGUGAAAUUGAUGAAAAUCAUCAAAAUCAACCAAUUAUAAGUUUAAUCACAGAUCCAGAUGGCCUCGGUAGUCCCAAAGAAAAUUAAUUAAUAGAAAAUUACAUAAAAAUCAAAUAAUAAAGAUAUGAUGAACUAAUUGAACGUAAUUUGGAUACUCUCCGAAAUUUAGAAGGAAAUUCAUUAAAAUUACAUAAAGAUAAGGAUCUAUAAUAAACCUAUAGAUAAACUUAAAUAAAUAAUCAAUCAUUUUUUAAUAGACCUUUUAGAAUGUAAUCAGUUGAGGUGAAUUCAAAAGACACUCCUGAAAAAUAGCAAAAUAACAAUUAGGUAUUUUUUAAAAAAAAUUUUAAACACAAAAAAUAACAGGAUCUAAUUUAAAUCUAUAAAACAUAAGAAAUAGAUAGAAAUAUUGAUUUAAGCAUGAAGGACUCUGAUAUUAUUAGGGGUUAAACUAUAACUCUUGAAAAUAGUAGACCUUCAGUAUCAAAUCAAAUUUGGGAUAACUUAAAUUUAUAUAAACACUAUAAUGCAAAACCUCAGAUUAAAAUUAGAAAUAAAAAACUUAGAAUUAUUGUCUUUGUAGUGAUAGCUGUAUUGGAAUUAUCAAAAAAAUAUAAGUAUUGUUUUAUUAUAAAAUUAGAAAAAUAUUUCAAGAAAGGGAAAUAGCUAGAGAGCAUUUUUAACUGUAGUAAAGACCACAUUUAAAAUAUAUUAAUUUUUUUGGAAUUAAACAGCACAAAUAAUAGUAAAGAAAAUUUGUAGAUUCGUUAUUAUAAAAAAUCAUAAUAAUACAAAAAGAUUAGAAAUACAUAAAGGAAUGUAAAACUAUAUAAAGGGAAUAAGAUGAUAUAAGAAAAGAUUUUUAGAAAUAGAGAUUAUGCUUUUUUAUAAAAUUAAUAUUAUAAGAUUUAGAAUUAAUAACAAGAAAAAAUAUAAUACCAGGAUUUAUAUUACAUAGUUUAAAUUUAUGCCUUUUUUCUGGAAAACAUACAUAAACAAGUUAAUUUGUUGUCAAUAGAACUAAAUUUUAUUCAAAAACUGUUCAUUCUCUUACAUAAGAAUAAAAAGUAUUAAUUGCUAUUGAAUUUCUUUUCUUUACUAUUAUUAUACCUAAUAUGUUAGAUAUUGUUAAUGAAUUAGAUUAAAGUAAUAAAGAUAGUUUUUUAAUUACUCUAUUUCAUUUUGUUGGAAUCAUAGGUGUAUUAAUGGUUUAAUUUACAAAAUAUUUCGAAAAUAAAUUUGAAAAAAUAAAGGAAUCUAAUGUAAAACCAAUUUAGAAAGUUAUUCAACUUAAAAAGAAUGAAUAGGGAAUACCUUGUAUUGCUUCUCUCAGUUUCACUGACAAGAUCGAUGAAAAUGAAAAUAAAAUCCUUUCUGGUGGUUUUGAAUACUCUGGUAUUCUUGAAUUAUUUGAAUAAAAACCAUUUUGGAGUUAAAAAAUGACUUUAUAAUUUUCAAGAAUUGCUAGGAACAUUGGAGAACUAAUAGACAUUACUAAUGUUCAAUGA
Messenger RNA from Paramecium pentaurelia, 1721 nucleotides. NCBI's taxonomy places the organism in Eukaryota, Ciliophora, Oligohymenophorea, Peniculida, Parameciidae. The record is from the annotation of a GenBank genome assembly.